Argentina anserina (silverweed cinquefoil) is the source of this 2149-nucleotide messenger RNA. Its product is annotated as indole-3-pyruvate monooxygenase YUCCA6. The record is from RefSeq and is a predicted model, not a curated record. Gene Ontology annotation, biological process: auxin biosynthetic process. The transcript is spliced from 4 exons. NCBI's taxonomy places the organism in Eukaryota, Viridiplantae, Streptophyta, Magnoliopsida, Rosales, Rosaceae. The coding region runs from base 435 to 1751 and encodes 438 amino acids. Gene Ontology annotation, molecular function: flavin adenine dinucleotide binding; NADP binding; N,N-dimethylaniline monooxygenase activity.
UCUUCCCUCCCUUCUCUCUCAUUGUGUUGAAUGCUGAUUUAGUCCCCUAGUUGUUGCUCCCUUUCCUCCGCUUAAACUCCACAUUUGAACAACAGCAGAGAGAAAAAGAUUAGAAAAACCCGAUUUCCUUACUCAUUCCUAGCUGAUCCCUCCUCCUAGAUCACAAAUGGAUAAGACCUUCUUAAUCCAUCCCAUAAUUCUAGGGACAAUUCCCUAUUAAGCCUAAUCUUCUCAUUCCCCGUUUCAUCAGUUAGAACAGAGAGAAGAGAGAGUGUGAGAGAGAAAAAACAGAAAACAAACACAUACAGUUUCACACACUUAAUCGUAUCAGCUUAAUGUGUUCUUCUCCUCUUCACUUUUAAACACUCCCUCCCUCCCAAUCCUAGCGCUUCGUUUUCUUCUUCUAUCUUCUUCUUCACCUUGCAUUGUGCAACAUGGAGUACACAGAAAUCCAAGGAAAGGAAUCCAAUGAUCCUAUUUUGAUUCACAAAAUGAGUGACCUGUCUUCCUCAGCAUCUUCUCCUCCUCGAUGCGUGGUGUGUGUUCCCGGCCCGGUUAUAGUGGGUGCAGGUCCAUCGGGGCUCGCUACGGCAGCGUGCCUGAAAAACAGGGGCGUCCCUAGUGUAAUCCUGGAGCGAUCCAAUUGCCUAGCCUCUCUGUGGCAGCUCAAGACCUACGAUCGCCUCCGCCUCCACUUGCCUAAGCAAUUGUGCGAGCUCCCCCUGGUGCCUUUCCCGGCCGAUUUUCCCACUUACCCUACCAAGCAGCAAUUCAUUCAGUACCUUGAAGAUUACGCCACCAAGUUCGACAUUCAGCCUCGCUUCAACGAAACCGUCUCGACCGCCCAGUACGACCCUGCGGUUGGUUUUUGGCGGGUGAGGACCUCAGGGUCCGAAAACGGGGUUGAGACUGAAUAUGUCACCCGGUGGCUCAUCGCGGCCACCGGUGAGAAUGCUGAGGCCCUGGUGCCGAGGCUGGAGGGGAUCAUGGAGUUCGGAGGGCCCAUUAGGCACACGAGCUUGUACAAGAGUGGUGAGGAGUUUACAGGAGAGAAAGUUUUGGUGGUGGGGUGUGGAAAUUCAGGCAUGGAGGUCUGUUUGGAUCUGUGUAACCACAAUGCUAGGCCUUCACUCGUGGUCAGAGAUACAGUGCACGUCCUACCACGAGAGAUGCUGGGAAAAUCGACUUUCGGGUUGUCCAUGUUGUUGCUCAAGUGGAUGCCCAUACGCCUUGUGGAUCGCCUGUUGCUGGUGGCGUCACGGCUGCUUCUCGGCGACACGUCCCGGCUCGGUUUGGACCGGCCUAAGUUGGGUCCCUUGGAGCUCAAGAAUCUAUCGGGGAAGACCCCGGUAUUGGAUGUUGGGACCCUAGCCAAGAUCAAAAGCGGUGAAAUUCUGGUACGUCCAGCAAUCAAGAGAUUAAAACAACAUCGUGGUAUAGAAUUCAUUGAUGGAAGAACAGAGCAAUUCGAUGCCAUUGUCUUAGCAACAGGUUACAAAAGCAAUGUGCCCUCUUGGCUAAAGGAGGGAGAGAUGUUCUCAAAAGAAGACGGGUUACCAAAAAUGUCAUUUCCAAAUGGUUGGAAAGGUGAGUGUGGGUUAUAUGCUGUGGGGUUUACGAAACGAGGACUACUUGGUGCAUCAAUGGAUGCCAAAAGAAUCGCAGAAGACAUUGAGCGGUGUUGGAAAGCCGAGGCAAAGCAUUCUACUCCAUUUACACGGUCACAUUUGCCGUUAUCAUCAUCGCCGUAGUGCUGUUUUUCCGAUGGCGGUAACCUCUCAGCGAAGAAUUGAUUUAACUUGAAUGUCCAGUGAAGGGUUUUGGUGAUGGGUUGGUACCAAGCUGAAGAUACAAGAGGAACAAAGGGGGUUGAUUAAUUCUCGAACACAGAAGAUGCUUAUAGCUAGCUUGGUGAUUUGAUGGGGGGUGUCAAACGUUGCACACCGUGCAUCUCGUACAUUACCAUUAGUGAUAUCUAAUAUUUAGGUAUGACCUUUACAAAUGGCUUAAAAAUGAGGGAUCUUAAAGAUAGGUUUGGUGGUAGUCUUGAAAUGUACGUAUUUUGCUAUUGUACUAAUUCCAACGUGGGGGUUGGGAUAUGAGAGUUGAGAAUCGAGUGUUAACACUAAUGUAGCUAGCUAGUCUUGUG